AUGGACAACAAAGGAGGGCCAUUCCUGCUGGUGCUGGUGCUGGUGUCAAGCCUGCUCCUGUGCAACAAUGUGUCCUCCAUGCCCACCUGUCCCAGCGGGCCAUUCACCUGCAGAGUGCCUCUGGGAGAACUGUUUGACCGUGCAGUCAUCCUAUCUGACUACAUCCAUAAUCUCUCCGCCGAAAUGUUCAAUGAGUUUGAUAGACGGUACACCCAUGGCAGGGGGUUCAUUACCAAGGCCAUCAAUGGCUGCCACACUUCUUUACUUCCUACCCCUGAAGACAAGGAGCAAGCCCAAAAGAUCCAUUAUGAAGACCUUCUGAACCUGGUCCUUACGGUGCUGCGCUCCUGGAAUGAGCCUUUGUAUCAUCUAGUCACGGAAGUACGUGGUUUGCAAGAAACCCCUGGUACCCAAGAAUCCCUUGGUAUGCCUGAAACCCUUGGUACGCAACAAGCCCCAGAUGGCAUCCUAACCAAAGCCAUAGAGAUCGAGGAACGUAACAAACAACUUGCAGAAGGCAUGGAGAAGAUCAUCGAACAGGUGCAAACUGGAGCCAGAAGAAAUGAGCCCUACCCUACCUGGUUGGGAUUUCCAUCUCUGCAGGUGGCCGAUGAAGACACUCGCCUUUCUGCUUUCUAUAACCUCCUCCAUUGCCUACGCAGGGAUUCUCAUAAGAUUGACAACUAUCUCAAGCUCCUGAAGUGCCAAAUCAUCUAUGAUAGCAACUGCUAA
Molecule: messenger RNA, 732 nt
Organism: Pipistrellus nathusii (Nathusius's pipistrelle)
Lineage: Eukaryota; Metazoa; Chordata; Mammalia; Chiroptera; Vespertilionidae
Source: the annotation of a GenBank genome assembly